AUGUCUUCUUCCUCUUCUUCUCCCUCAUCGAGUCUUUCCAUCCAAUCUUCCCUUUCUCGCGAGCCGACGCCGGAAUGGGACCCGCAGGAGGCCCACGCGGCCAACAUCCGUCGCGCCAUAGCCGACGGGGACGAGUCGACCCACGACUCCUCCGUCUGGUCUGAAGAUGACCAGUCCCUAACGGACGGGGAGAGCGACCUUCGCUUCCUCGCCAUUGGGUCGUCGGAGGAGGGAAGCGACGACGACGGCUUCUCCUGGGAUGGUCCCUCCUCCGCUGAGGAGGUGAAGGAAGAGGAAGAGGAGGAGGACGAUGCUUCCUCUGACGAGCCGUCGGCCAAGCGUCUCUGCCCUUGGCCGGGCAACAUGAGCGACUUCGACAGCGACGAUACCGACGCCGACGAAGAGGACGAGGACAAUGAAGGUCCCGCCGGAGGUCGCUACAGCAGCGACGAAGAACCAGCCGGGAGCAGCACCGACGGCGGCGACGGCGACGAUGAGGGCAGCAGCGGCCCUUAG
This is a messenger RNA of Lolium perenne, 516 nucleotides long. The record is from RefSeq and is a predicted model, not a curated record. Lineage: Eukaryota; Viridiplantae; Streptophyta; Magnoliopsida; Poales; Poaceae.